UUCAGUUGAAGAUCAGGUUCAACGUGUUGGUGCGGUGUGAGUCACUGAGAAAAUAAUCAUCUCAGUAGCCAAUCACAGGGAAGUCUCUCUCUAGCUGGCCAAUCAGAAGACAGGGUUGGGUUUAACCGCUGAAUACUGGAAGCACACGUCACACUUGGCGCACUUUUUUGAAGACAAUAGCACAACAACCAUCUCUGCGACAAACCAUUCUAAAAGCCUAAAUUCUGCGUCACCGGACUGAAUAAAAGAAGCUACGUGCGUGUCUGCGACAGACCAUUCUAAAAGCCGGAAUUCAGUUGAAGAUCAGGUUCUGCGACAAACCAUUCUAAAAGCCAAAAUUCUGCGUCACAAGACUGAAUAAAAGAAGCUACGUGCGUGUCUGCGACAAACCAGUCAGAAUUCCACUUCGGAACACUGUGUCAUCAAGGUAAUGUGACAUACGUGCCUUGCUCUCUACACUGGGAAAAAGAACGUACGUGCGCGCUUCUAGAACAAACCAUUCCAAAAGCCGGAAUUCAGUUGAAGAUCAGGUUUAACGUGUUGGUGCGGUGUGAGUCACUGAGAAAAUAAUCGUCUCACUAUUAGAAACAAUAGUGAGUUUAAUGGAUAACUCAACAUCCAUCGAAACAUACGGAGACAAGGAGCUGCUGAAUCCGGUCCGAUCGGUGUGUAAGAUUAAGAUUACGAUAUUGAAUAGAAAAGAUAUAGAAUAUUGGGGCACCGGCUUUGUGUUUUUUGACAACUUUCUCCUGACCAACGCACAUUUAUUUAACGAUUUAAAGGAAACAGAUACUGUAGAAAUUGUCACCACAUUUAACUAUGAACACGAGCCAAAAACCAAUUACUGGAAAUUAUGUGAGAACGUAUAUUUGAACAAGGAUCUAGAUUUUGCCAUACUCAGGCUCUUUCCAGAGUUAAGCUCUGUGAUACCACCAGGACUCCUGAAAAGAGUUGGUCCACUACCUGAGAAAGGUAAAGCCUGUAUCAUCAGACACCCACAUGGAGACGUAAAAGGUUUUGAGUGUAUACAGAUCAUUGAGAAGGAUGAAAGGAUCAAUGCAAUCAAAUUGCACUUAAGUCAGUACAAUGGCACCAUUAAGUCAGAGCAAGAGCUAAUAAGCCAAGGCAUUAAAAAAAUACUGCCAGGUGGAGCUCUAGCAAAGGAAUGCGUGACCUACAACACAGUAGUCAUGAAGCAUGGCUCCUCUGGCUCCCCAGUGUUUGAUGAAUAUGGUAAUCUUAUCGGUUUACACACGGGGGGAUACAAACACAAAUGCCAAGAUGGCUCUGAACAAACAGCCAUCGCGUAUGCCAUUUCUCUGCUUUACAUAAUAAAAAGUAUUGUGAGCGUUCUGAGGGAGAAGAACGAUGAGAUGCUGUUGGCGAACAUCACUGAGGAAGCAAAAGGAAACCAAUACCUAAACAACAUCCUGUAUGAGGAGCUAUACCUGAGCUGAUGGACAACAUGGAACAUGCACCGAUGAUCAAAUGCUCAAAUGAAUUUUGUUACCCUGUAAAUACAAUAAAGUUGAAUCUGUUUUGAAUUUCUCUUUUGUUCAUUGUGUUUCAUUUUAUGAUGUAAUCACAAUGAUAAGAUAAUUGUCUUGACGUACAACUUAACAUUUUUCUUUUCAGUACGUUCCAUACGUUAAGCAUACGUAUUAAUUAUGUAGCCUAAUACAUAAUAUUCAGCUUAAG
Molecule: messenger RNA, 1698 nt
Organism: Solea solea (common sole)
Lineage: Eukaryota; Metazoa; Chordata; Actinopteri; Pleuronectiformes; Soleidae
Product: serine protease FAM111A-like
Exons: 1
Coding region: 603-1457 (284 amino acids)
Source: RefSeq, a predicted model, not a curated record